Notolabrus celidotus (New Zealand spotty) is the source of this 2851-nucleotide messenger RNA. Its product is annotated as proteoglycan 4-like. The coding region runs from base 212 to 1573 and encodes 453 amino acids. The record is from RefSeq and is a predicted model, not a curated record. NCBI's taxonomy places the organism in Eukaryota, Metazoa, Chordata, Actinopteri, Labriformes, Labridae. The transcript is spliced from 14 exons.
ACCGGGGAGACCUCCUCUUUACUAUCAUAGUGUCCAUUUAACUAUAAUUUAAACAUAGUUUGCGCAAGAGCGGCCCAAACAUGCCAUGUCGAAGAUCACUAAAUCAGACCAUCCCAAGAGUAUGUGCAUAUUAUGAUCGAGAGGAUUAAACCUGCGACCGGAGCUUAGUUUGUGAUGUUAGCCGGCUCCUAGCACAAGCCACAACAGAGCCAUGAUGUCCAGAAGGAGAAGAAGAAUCAAGCCUGUAGAUGAUGCAAUGACAUAUAUUCUGUCUUGCACUGACAAGUCUGGAUUUAUGUCAAGACUCGUCGACAGUUACAAAGGAAGAGGAGUGUUUGCCAUGCAGCCCAUUGAACCAGGGGACUUUGUACAUCAGAUGUUCCACAAGGAAUCAAAGCCAGAUGAGACUCAACCACAGGUGACAGACCCUCAGACUCCUGCAGUAGAGACAGAGACCAGCCCUGUACAUCAGAUGCUCCACAAGGAAUCAAAGCCAGAUGAGACUCAACCACAGGUGACAGACCCUCAGACUCCUGCAGUAGAGACAGAGACCAGCCCUGCACAUCAGAUGCUCCACAAGGAAUCAAAGCCAGAUGAGACUCAACCACAGGUGACAGACCCUCAGACUCCUGCAGUAGAGACAGAGACCAGCCCUGCACAUCAGAUGCUCCACAAGGAAUCAAAGCCAGAUGAGACUCAACCACAGGUGACAGACCCUCAGACUCCUGCAGUAGAGACAGAGACCAGCCCUGCACAUCAGAUGCUCCACAAGGAAUCAAAGCCAGAUGAGACUCAACCACAGGUGACAGACCCUCAGACUCCUGCAGUAGAGACAGAGACCAGCCCUGUACAUCAGAUGCUCCACAAGGAAUCAAAGCCAGAUGAGACUCAACCACAGGUUUUUACUGUCCAAGGGUUUUCGCUCGUUGAUUAUUCAGAAAGUGAUGAAACUGAUGAGGACUUUAUGGAGAACAAAAGUCCCACUCCACACCGUGAUGUUCUCAGGAAGAUAACAGAAAACACUCUGAUGGAUAGUGGACCAGAGGUUUCUAAUCAUUCGUACGGUUCAGAAAGUGUUGUGAACGAAACCUGCGAUGAGGCUUCUCCAAGCAACCAUUCCAACGAGCAAUCAGAUAAUGUACUUGUUCCAUCACUGAGACGCACAAAAAGUCUCAUGUGGGAUAGAGUACAAGAUUUUGCUGGGUGUCUAUACGAUUCAGAUGACGACAGCACAGAGGGCACUUCCAUUUCUAAGCCUGAAAGGGAUUCACCGAGGCUGAGAAGAAGCUCUUGCCACCCUACGUCAGUCUACCAGGAGAACAGAGGUCAGAAGAUGAGGAGAGCAUGUCAUCCCUGCAAGAAUGUACCUCCACAUCACAUGUCCAAAGCCAGGCAGCGUCUUCAACAGAUGUCAGUAUGCCAGAACAACAGUGGUCAGAAGAUGAGGUCAGCAUGUCAUCCCUGCAAGGAUGUACCUCCACAUCACAAGUCCAAAAAAAGAGUGUGUCCGCAAGAAAGAGAGGUAAGCAAGCUGCUGUACAGCGUUGGACAACCGAGGAGAUUGCUGCAGUAGAAAAACAUCUGAAGAAGUUCAUUGUGAGGCAAGAUGAUCCAGGUAAAGCGACUUGUGAGCGCUGCAUUUCUGUAGUACCGCAAGCGCUGCAAAAAACAGACUGGAAAGCAGUCAAGUAUUUAAUCAAAAAUAGAAUAACUGCCAUGAGAAGAAAAUUGUAAUGAAAGCAGUUCACUGAUCGGGAGUAUGGAGACAUGUUUUCAGUUUGCCCUCCAACACUUUUUUGUUCAAGGUCUGUUUUGUUGUAUUGUUUCCACCUGUCUCUAUAACGCAUUAUAAAUAUAUUUAUAAUGACCUUAUAGCACUGUACACAUAUAGUUAUAAACACUCAUCAAUUAUUAUAAUGCUUUAUAACAAUCAUAACAGUUAUUAUUGUUAUAUAGCAUUAAGAUCAUUUAUGAGUGUUUCUAUAGUUAUACAGUGCUAUAACCUCGUUAUAAAUAUUUUUAUAAUGACGUUAUAGAGAUACGCGUUAAACAAAGUGUUACUCAAAGGGUUACCACUUUUUUUUGUUUUGUGUAAAGUGCAGUCUGAUCAUUGACCUGUUGGUAAAAUAAAUACAUGCUCCUCAGGAUUACUUGUUGAAAGCAUUUCCUUUUAUUUUUAGCCUCAUAGCAUAGCUGCCUCAAGUCUUAUUUUAAGUUUGUUUUUCAUGAUAAUGCGCGGUGAAUCAACAGUGUUAGGAGAGUAGAACUAGGCUAACGUAUGUGAUGUGAAAAACUGUGCUUACAUUUAACUCCAGGGUUAUUUGAUUACCAUGUUACUACCCUGUCUUAUCGUUGAUGAUCCUUUGUUAAGAUGAUAGCACAUACAGUAGUUAAUGAGCUAACAAGGCAUGUGAAAUUUCAGGUGUAAAGGGAAAAUAAAUGGAAUGAAGGAAGCAAGAAAGAAGAGAAUUUAAUUUGAAAUAUAGAUCCUUAAUGCAGUCAGUGUCUGUGUGCAGUAGGGACCAUUAAUGGGCCCCAGAUAGUAACCUGGAACCCCACAAAUAUACAAAAACAAGAAAUGUGUGUGUGUGUGUGACACUGGACCUCACAACUACCUUAUGUUAGAAACGGUCCCCACAAGUGACCAAAAAACUAGCGGGAAGACAAAAGUUUAAAAUUUUGUUAAUUUGAAGUGAUUUUUGUGUUUGGGAAUUUUUUUUUAUCUUGCCUGAUUUUUUACAGCACUGUAGGACCACUGGAAAGGGUGGACCCCAUAAAUGAGCAAAAAACUGGUGGACCUCGUGAGGGGCAAAAACAAGAAUGUGUGUGUGUGUGUGUGUGUGUGUGUGUG